GGAAGCCAGCUAUGUUAUUAUAUAUCUUUUUCAUUUAAAGACAAAAUUUCCUUGAAUGCAGAGUAAUAAUUGAACACCGUGACAAUGAUGUUAUUCAUAGAAAUUAAAGAAACAAGUUACUUUCGACGGAGGUAAAGGGUACGAAAAAGAGGAGGAGGAGGAAGAGGAGAAGAAGAAGAAGAAAUGUUGCCGGUGUCAUUGCUGCCAUUGCCGGUGCUUCAUAUCAUCAUCACUAUGUUAUUGUUAACCACUACGGUUCUUGCAAGAUCAGAGUCACAGAGUACGAUUGGAAAGCCUGGUUGUAAAACUCAUUGCGGAGAAGUGAGAAUCCCGUACCCUUUUGGAAUAGGACCGGGAUGUUACUUCGACGAAUGGUAUCAAAUUGACUGCCUAAAUUUAACAAGGAACUUAGAAAUACCACAUCUGAGAAAGACAGAUUUGAAGUUGGUAGAAAAUAUUUCUAUAGAGGAUCGCACUCUCAAGGUUAUACAGCCUAUUACGUUUAUGAAUUGCCCAACAAAGCAGAGUGAAACGGCAAACUUGACAGGAAGCCCUUUCGUAUUUUCACAAAAAAGGAACAAAUUUACAGCAGUGAAUUGCGGUAUGCUCUCGUUCAUGAGGUCGGCUACUGAAUCGCAGAAAACCGACCUUACUGCUUGCAUGUCGAUUUGUGAUAAAAAUACUUCAGAUAGUAGCUGCAAUGGUAUGAAUUGUUGCCAGAUCACCAUACCAUCAAAUCUCAAAAUCUUUGUUAUAGAAUUUGGUACCUUUAACAGAAGAGCUAGCUGCGAGUACUAUGCUUUUUUGGUAGACCAGCAAUGGUUCGAGUCCCGUUCGAAGAGAUAUGAUCAUAUCAUCGCUCGUGACAAGACGGACUCUGUUCCUGUUGUGCUUGAAUGGAACUUAUUGUAUAAUCAUUCGACAGUAAAAGAAUUUCAAAUGGGUAUUUCCGAUAAAGUUCAUUCCUACUGCCAAUUGGAUAAUACUACCCCUUCAAUAUUCAAUCAGUCGAUGAUUCAGUGCUUCUGCAAAAAGGGUUUUGAAGGGAAUCCUUAUCUUCAUGAUGGAUGCAAAGAUAUUAAUGAAUGUGAGAAAUUUCCUCCCGUUUGCAAGGAUGACAUUUGUAACAACUAUCUUGGGGGAUAUUCAUGCAGCAAGAAAGCGUGGAAAAAGCCAACCACCAAGAGUGCGCUUCAGGCUGUUCAGGGUACCAGUAUCAGUUCAGGACUUCUACUAUUAUUCUUCUGUUUAUGGUUUUUAUACAAAAUCAUAAAGAAAAGAAGGAAAAUCAAACGCAAGCAAAAGCUCUUCAGAAGAAACGGUGGUUUAUUAUUACAACAACAAUUAUGUUCAAGUGAAGUCAACGUUGAGACAAUCAAGGUGUUCAAUUCGAAAGAGCUAGAGAAAGCUACCGAUCGUUUUCACAAAGAUAGAAUUCUUGGUCAUGGAGGUCAAGGUACAGUUUACAAAGGAAUGUUAACUGAUGGAAGAGUUGUCGCCGUUAAAAAAUCCAAAAUAGUCGAUGAAAGCAAACUAGCACAAUUCAUCAAUGAGGUUAUCAUUCUUUCACAAGUUAACCACAGAAAUGUUGUUAAAUUGCUAGGGUGUUGUUUAGAGACCGAAGUUCCUCUUCUAGUUUACGAAUUCAUACCCAAUGGUACACUUUCCAAAUAUAUCCAUGACCAAAACGAGGAGCUUCCUCUCACUUGGGAAAUGCGGCUACGAAUUGCCACAGAAAUUGCAGGAGCUCUUUCUUACUUGCAUUAUGCUGCUUCCUUCCCCAUUUACCACCGCGACAUAAAGUCUUCCAACAUCCUCUUAGAUGAAAAAUACAGAGCGAAAAUUGCAGAUUUUGGGACUUCAAGGUCAGUUUCCAUUGACCAAACUCAUCUCACAACAUUAGUACAUGGCACAUUAGGUUACUUGGAUCCGGAAUACUUCCAAUCUAGCCAGUUUACGGAGAAGAGUGAUGUUUAUAGCUUCGGAGUGGUUCUUGUUGAGCUAUUGACCGGACAAAGAGCAAUUUCUAUAAGGAGGUCGGAAGAAGCAGGAAAAAGUCUGGCAACUUAUUUCAUUCUCUCGAUGCAGCAAAACCGUCUCUUUGAUGUUCUUGAUCCUCAUGUUUUGAAGGGUAAGAAAGCAGAUAUCAUGGUAUUUGCUAACCUUGCCAUGAGAUGUUUGAACCUGAAUGGAAGGAAACGACCUACCAUGAAAGAAGUCACAGCGGAGUUGGAGAGAAUUCAAAUGUCAGAGAAAAAAAAUUUUAAUGUUCCACAAGAUUCUGAAGAGGUUGAAGACUUGAGAACACAAGAUUUUGAGCCUUGGGAAGUUGUUUCCUUGUCAACUGGUCCAGCUUCGCAUACUGGUCUGGCUUCAUCCUCGCAUGAACUGCCGCUGUUAUCUUUCACAUCAUUAUGAAUUUUUUAACUGUGAUAAUAAUAUACUAAGUAUAUGUAUUAUUUUUUAUUAUGUACCUUUUUUUCUUUUAUUACAAUGGUUAAUUUCAGGAGAUUCACUUA
Messenger RNA from Ziziphus jujuba (common jujube), 2519 nucleotides. Its product is annotated as wall-associated receptor kinase-like 10. The transcript has 3 exons. NCBI's taxonomy places the organism in Eukaryota, Viridiplantae, Streptophyta, Magnoliopsida, Rosales, Rhamnaceae. Bases 184 to 2418 code for a protein of 744 amino acids. Gene Ontology annotation, molecular function: polysaccharide binding; protein serine/threonine kinase activity; calcium ion binding. Gene Ontology annotation, cellular component: plasma membrane. The record is from RefSeq and is a predicted model, not a curated record. Gene Ontology annotation, biological process: cell surface receptor signaling pathway; protein phosphorylation.